Molecule: messenger RNA, 6055 nt
Organism: Oryzias melastigma (Indian medaka)
Lineage: Eukaryota; Metazoa; Chordata; Actinopteri; Beloniformes; Adrianichthyidae
Gene: cpeb2
Product: cytoplasmic polyadenylation element binding protein 2
Exons: 11
Coding region: 689-2890 (733 amino acids)
Biological process (GO): negative regulation of cytoplasmic translation
Cellular component (GO): synapse; cytoplasm; nucleus
Molecular function (GO): ribosome binding; mRNA 3'-UTR binding; mRNA regulatory element binding translation repressor activity
Source: RefSeq, a predicted model, not a curated record
UAUCAUGCAGACUGAUUCGCCGAAGGGGCAGUCUAAAGGGAAACAGCAGCAUUUGACAUAAACUGAAUCUUGAAAUCAGGGGGGAGCGCGCAGGUGGAUGCGUCGUCAGUCUGUAAUGGAGCUAUAAUGUGUCUCACCCACUUUACUGGUGGUGGAGUGAGGGUGGAGGCCUACUGCACUUUAUGAAUAAUGAAAAAGUGACGUAAACAAUGCGGUCCUCUUUGCGGCUCCAGGCUCUAGGCGAGGCGGGCGCACGGAGGCGUGAUGCGGCCGUGACGUAGUUUCAGUCGGAGAUCUUUAAUCCUCUGCCGCAGCAGCACAGCCGGUUACCGGAGGAGGGGGUAUCUGGGUCGGACAGGAAUGGACCGCUCUCGCUAGGCCGAAAUAGCUCGGUCUUUAGAUAGAUGGUAACAAAAAAAUACCGCGUCGGCUGCGAGGAAGACGAGAGAACGCGAGUUUACGCGCAGGCCAGACCCCCUCCUCGCUGUGCUUCAGCCUAUUCUCUGCUAUUUCCAGCUGAAGCGAGCCCCCGCAGACACCACGGUUGAAUAUCCUUUCCUGUUUGGUUCGCUUUAAAGGCCGGAUGUUGCGGGAGUAGUCGGCCUGCGGGGACUGCGCCUCGUCCAGCCGGUUUAUUCGCCCUUCAGAAACGCGCUUUUGCCCGUCAGCUGCUGCGCAUCGGCACACCAUGCAGGAUGAGCCUGUGGGGGUGACAAGCGCGCAGUUCCCCCUGUCAGCCGAGGAAGAGGAGCGCAGACCUGCCGAGCAGCCGAGUCGCAGCGACCAGCCUCUGCGCUCGGAUUACAGCCGCCUCAGUCAGCAGAGAGCUUUCCCCGACGCGUUCUGCGCCACGCAGUCCAUCUGUGACCUUCAGCACAGCCGAAACAUUCACGCAGAGCUGAUCACGCCCCCACCGCUGGGACAUUUCAGCCACCUGCCCGUCUCCAGAGCCGAGCUGUGCGCGUCCGAGCCCCGCGGCUCUCCUGUGGGAGAGGCUGAAGCCGAUGCUGCGUCUCCAUCCUCCACUUCCGUUAAUCUGACCAACAUCCAAAUGGACUCCCCCAUCGCCCACCACCUAAAUAACGGCAAUGACAGCAGCAGCCCUGGCAGUGUGCUGUCCGGAGGUCUCGGGGCCGCUUUCCCGAACCUCCCCUCCCAGGAGAUGCAGAGCGCCAGCGGGGGCUCGUCCUCGCCCUCCCUCCCGGGGUUCGGCACCCCUUGGUCCGUCCAGACCAACUCCUCUCCCCCACCCGCGCCCAUCAACCCCAUCCACGCCAACGCUAUUAACCAGAUGCCCAGCACGGAUUCGGAGAACAGCUUCUACCCAGGUAUCCCUUCCUCCAUCAACCCGGCCUUCUUCCAGAGUUUUUCGCCGGUGUCAGCUAAUCCGUGCGCCGGGAUUAAUGUGCAGGGCUUCAGCGGUCCUUUCUCGCCUCAGAUAAAUGUCCCCCAGCAGCCGCAAAGUCGCAGGUCCCCGGUCAGUCCGCAGAUGCACCCCCAGCAGGGCGCCUUCCUGCAGCAGAGGAACAAUUACAACCAGCACCAGCCCAUGGUGAAGCCGUCUCCAUGGGGAAGUCAUCAGGGGAACGGCUGGGGCUCCGGUGGGAUGUCCUGGGGCCGAGACCACCGCAGAGGGAGCGGCAUGGGCGUGCCCGGCUCAAUCAGUCACGUCUCGCCCAUGAAGAAACCCUUCUCCAGCAAUGUCAUCGCUCCUCCCAAGUUCCCACGCUCGGCGGGAUCGCUGGGGCCUAAGUCCUGGAUAGAGGAGAACAUGUUUCGCACAGACAGCAACAGCAACACCUUGUUGCCCCUGCAGGACCGCUCCAGAAUGUACGAUAGCCUGAACAUGCACUCCCUGGAGAGCUCCCUGAUUGACAUCAUGCGAGCUGAGCAGGAUCCGAUGAAAGGCCGUGUGGGAUGCCCUAACCCCGGGGCUGACGGCCUUCUCAUGCUCAAUGCCAGAGGCUUCGGGAGGCGUCGAGGCCGGUCUUCCCUGUUUCCUAUCGAUGACAAUCUCCUUGACGAUGGUCCUGGGAGUCAGGGUGUCCCAGGAGUUCUCGGCUCCCCAAACUGUUACCCUCACCAGAACGGAGAGCGCAUCGAGCGCUUCUCUCGUAAGGUUUUCGUUGGAGGCCUGCCUCCUGAUAUAGAUGAAGAUGAAAUAACAUCAAGUUUCCGCCGCUUUGGUCACCUGGUUGUGGAUUGGCCACACAAAGCGGAGAGCAAAUCCUACUUUCCGCCUAAAGGAUACGCGUUCCUGCUGUUCCAGGAGGAGAGCUCUGUCCAGGCUCUGAUUGAGGCCUGCAUGGAGGAGGACGGGAAGCUCUACCUGUGUGUGUCCAGCCCCACCAUCAAAGACAAACCCGUGCAAAUAAGACCAUGGAACCUGAGUGACAGUGAUUUCGUGAUGGACGGUUCUCAGCCCCUCGAUCCUCGCAAGACCAUCUUUGUGGGUGGAGUCCCUCGCCCUCUGAGAGCAAUUGAGCUGGCCAUGAUUAUGGACCGCCUCUAUGGUGGAGUGUGCUACGCUGGCAUCGACACAGAUCCGGAGCUCAAGUACCCCAAAGGGGCGGGCCGAGUGGCCUUCUCCAAUCAACAGAGUUACAUCGCUGCCAUCAGCGCCAGAUUCGUCCAGCUGCAGCAUGGCGACAUUGAUAAGCGGGUGGAGGUGAAGCCGUACGUCCUGGACGAUCAGCUGUGCGAUGAGUGUCAGGGCGCACGCUGCGGCGGGAAGUUUGCUCCUUUCUUCUGCGCUAACGUCACCUGUCUUCAGUACUACUGCGAGUUCUGCUGGGCCAACAUCCACUCCCGGGCCGGGCGCGAGUUUCACAAGCCCCUGGUGAAGGAGGGAGCCGACCGGCCUCGACAGAUUCACUUCCGCUGGAACUAGAGCGGCCACUUCUCCGGGGUGACGGGGCGACAGGAAAGGGAAAAGAAACAGGAAAAAGAGCAUCAUUCUGCCUCUCCUGCUUACCUAAGCUAUCAGUAUAACCAAGUGCGUAACACUAAACAGUAUAUACUAUAUAUAGCUCUAUAUCUUUUGUAGCAGCCAAACACCACAAGCCUCAGUUUUUCACCAAAACCCCCCUCACAUCUCAGGCUCUGACAACUCUACAACUCUUUUGUGGUACUUUCAUCUUUUUCUAAGAGGAGAUUUUAAAAAAAGAAAAAACAGAGAUAGAUUUUUGUAGCUUUUUUUAUUAUUUUUGUAUGUGAGAUUUAAAGUAGAAACGGGAAUGUUUUUGCAUGGGGGCAGCUUGCCUGUCUGUCUGUCUGCUGCUAGCAACCACAGCGUGCGAUCAGUGCACACUUGAAAUCCUCGAUUCUCUGACGUUAGCGCCUGCCGCGGGUCAUUUACCAAAGGUAGCUAAAUUGAUAGGAAGCGUAAAUUUGACACAUGGUCUGCCGCGAAACAAACCCUGUUUUUUAAGUGUCGCCAUGGGCUCAUUCUUCUUCUUCUUACAGAGUUUAUUAAAGAUAAAUGUAAUAGGGUUAUUUUCUGGCCUGUAGAGUGAUACCUCAAGUCAAAUCUGGUUUCUGCUAAUCCACAUUUAUACUUUACAAGCGAUCUUAGGAAGCAUUGCUGCUAUAUAUACAUAUAUAUAAAUAGAUGUGUAGGAAUUAUAUUUAAUGCUGUUUUGUACCCAAAUCCUGUAAAGUGAAAUGCAGUUUGCGCUCAACCACUAAUGGUCUCCUCGCCAUAGUCAGAGUGCAUGAGAUGACAAUAGGCUUACACAAAUAGCAUGCAGGAAAGUUAGGAGAAAAGAUUAAAAAAAAAAAACAAGUCACUGAAGUCUUUUACGAAAAAUCGAGACAUGAUUGUUAAUCACAGACGGAGGGUCAAAGUUAUCGCGUCAGAAAAAAAAACACAUAUGUAUACUUGCAUGCAUUGGUGUUUCUCUGUCUGUUCACAUACUAUCAAUACAAAAAGUGAUAUUGGUCCUUUUGUAGACUUAGUGGAAGCCAACAUUUUGUGGCUCGUAUUAAAAAAAAGCAACAAAAACAGGUGAGAAGCAGAGUAGUGCUCAGUGGUUUUGUGUUGGUGUUGUCCAUGUGUUGUGCGACUGUUGUGAGUGUAGAGUAGCUUAGUUGCAGCCUAGUGGGGAAGCUUCGCCCUCUUAGCAGACGCAGACACGCGGAUGUUUCCGUUCGAAGGACCGAACCGGGUCUCUGAGAAACACCGUCGCUCCUUUAGGCCGAUAUUUCUUACUGAGGAGGCGUUGCACUUAUUGUGUGACUACACAAACCCAAGGAACAUCUUUGGUGGACUCGCCCUGCUUUGUGAGGCAGAUGGCUUCUUGGAGCUCUGAAAUCGAUGUGCUGUUUGUUUGAUUUCCACCCUUGAGAGACUCUUUAUAAAAUAUUUAGGGACAAUCUUUCUGUGAGGAUGGCAGCCCGGCCCGGCCCGGCUGUCCGUUUGGUACUGAUCAAGUGUGUUGUCGUGCUUUUGGUGUCCCCCCUGGCCGCCGUGUGUGCUCCUCAGUAUCAGUGUUACCGCGUCGAGUGUGUACUGUUACAAAACCUUAACGGAACGGAAACUUAAAGCUUAUUUUCUUAUCUGGGUCGAAUAACUUAAACUGUUUGUGUCGACUACUUACCCAUCACCGGCCCUUCAAUAUGUUUGGAUGAUAUAUAUAGUAACAUAUAUAUUAUGCACUACUUUUCUAUUCUCCCCUUCACCCCUUUUCAGUGAUUCUGGUGCAAACGUGUACAGAGGAUUGAUUAGAUUUUAUUUUUUCAUGAUUAUUUAAGAUGUAGCGUGAAGCCGUGGUCUUAAGUUAUCUGUCAUGUGUGAGUAGAGUCAGAUAUUUUUAAUAUAUUUCUAAUGUAGUCUGCUCGUUGCGAAGCGUUCAGAAUGGCUUCGCCACCCGCCUCCCCUCCAUCUGUGUCUCCCACCCCCCAGUGUCACCUGAUGAUGUUUUAAUAUCGUCACCUGUAACACUUGACUCGUGCUGUUUUUCGUGAGGUUCUAUUUUCUAUGUUAAACACUGUUUUGCUCUGCGUGUGUCCUUUUAUUUUGUAAAAAAAAAUCAUAUUUAUUUCACUAUUUUUAUAGAUAAAAAAAGCUAUUUGAUUUUGAUUGUAUUUUUCUAUUUAAAUAGGACUAUUAUUACUGUUUAAUUCCCCCUAAUUAUGUCCAAAAGUUCUGUUCAGAGACUAAGAGUCAUGUCAUUCACGGUUGAUUCUUGUUUUGAUGCACAUGACACGCUUCGUUAGAAGGAAAGAAACAUGAAGGUUUUACUUUAUUCUGGGAAGACACUUGAGAUUCUCCCCUGUGGCAUCGAGGCCCCGGCUGCCUGUCCUCCUAGAUGCUCUGAAACUUGAAUAUAACACAUUUUGAAAGGCUGACUAACCUCGAAUCUGUGUUGUGAUGUGCAAUACUGUUUCUAAUGUUUGUAUAAAAAGUAAGAACUACAGUGUAAACCUUUUUAAUGCAGAUUUAUUUUUUUCAUUGCAUAUUUUGCAGAUUUCUGAUCCACAGUGUCAUUUUUUACUGUCAGAAAAAAAGAAAACCCCGUUUUUUCAUUGCAAGUAUUUUUAAAUCCAGAUAUCUUUGUACUGAUAUAAAUGAUUGUAGUUAUUUUGGAUAGUGUUUUGCUAACAAAAGGAAAGACUUUUUCAUGCAUAUUUCUAUUUCCUUUCAUCUUGUUUUAUCCUGCAUUUUUAUUUUGUUUGAUAGUAGCAAAAUUCUUGGAAUAAUUUUUCAUAUUUUAUUGUCAUUGGUAUUAUUUUGUACUUUGAUGUGGAAACACACAAAAUAUUAUUUAAGAUGCUAAUUGCUAAGACGUUAUUUUGAGUUUGAUUCUUUCUAAAGCUGCAUAUUUGUAAUUCUACUGUUGAAGUGACUAAUUUCUAAAUCAGAGUUUGUGUAUAGAUUCACUAAAGUGGUUUAUGAGGUGUUUGGAUUGUAAUUAUUACUGAAUGGUUCUUUGAUAUGCAAUACGAACAUCAUGUUUAUUUUUAUUUUUGUUGGUUUUGUAUUUAAAUGGGGUGUUGAUUACAAUCUUUUUUUUCUUUCACUUCCUGAAUAAAGACCCAUUUUGUUUGGACACAA